Messenger RNA from Danaus plexippus (monarch butterfly), 4389 nucleotides. RefSeq names its product intersectin-1 (gene Dap160). Bases 154 to 3960 code for a protein of 1268 amino acids. Gene Ontology annotation, biological process: endosomal transport; clathrin-dependent synaptic vesicle endocytosis. The transcript has 28 exons. Gene Ontology annotation, cellular component: clathrin-coated pit; cytoplasm; plasma membrane. The record is from RefSeq and is a predicted model, not a curated record. Gene Ontology annotation, molecular function: protein binding; calcium ion binding; molecular adaptor activity. NCBI's taxonomy places the organism in Eukaryota, Metazoa, Arthropoda, Insecta, Lepidoptera, Nymphalidae.
AUAGUUUUGCUUUCGAACGAAACUCAACCGUCACUUGAUAAAGAUUAGGAUAGCAAGUCGAUCAAUAACAGAGUUUCUGUCCAAAUUCAUAAAAACAUUACUACUUCUGAAGGGGCGUUGGAUUUGUAUUGAGCGAGAUAUCACAAAGGAACUAUGGCUGAUCCUUGGGUAAUUCAGCCACACGAGCAUGUCAAGUUUGCCGAGCACUUCCGGAACCUUGGACCUGUGAACGGUACGCUCACAGGAGAACAGGCCAAGAGAUUCAUGUUACAGUCUCAACUCCCGCCACCAAUUCUUGGACAAAUAUGGUCUCUAGCCGACACCAAUGCCGAUGGCAAGUUGGAUCUCAAAGAAUUCUCUAUAGCUUGCAAGAUAAUCAAUUUGAAACUCCACGGAGUGGAAAUACCGAAGGCUCUGCCACCAUCACUACUGGCCUCACUAAGCCCCACUGGUGGUAAACAACAGUUCCCCCCACCGAAACCACCAAUUCCACCAAUGCCCAAUCUUUCUCAAACAUCUCAACCACUUAUUAGCAACCUGCCGCCUUCCCAACCACUUAUAAACAAUCUACCACCUUCUCAACCACUUAUAAGCAAUCUACCACCUUCUCAACCACUUAUAAGCAAUCUACCACCUUCUCAACCACUUAUAAGCAAUCUACCACCUUCCCAACCACUUAUGAGCAACUUGCCACCUUCCCAGCCACUUAUAAGCGGCUUACCACCUUCCCAACCACUUAUAAGCAACUUACCACCUUCCCAACCACUUAUAAGCAAUAUACCACCUUCCCAACCACUUAUAAGCAAUCUGCCACCUUCUCAACCACUUAUAAGCAACCUGCCACCUUCCCAACCACUUAUUCCUAACCUACCACAAUCACAACCAAUUAUGAGCAACCUCCCAGCGUCGCAACCCUUAAUAAGUAGCCUACCAUCUAACCAGCUGAUCGGUGAUUUGGCAAAACCGAAUGUACCCGAUCUAAUUUCCGGUGUUAAACCGAUGGGUCAGCCACUAACUGGUUUGAACCAGCCAAUGACCCAAAACUCACCGCUGAUCAACCAAACCAACAAACCAUUAACUGGGAUCCCACCACCCAUACCUCCACAACCAUCCCAAGCAUUGAUUGGGAGCAACCAAUCGAUUAUUGGAAAUUCCCAACCAAUUAUAACCUCCCAGCCAUUAAUUGGUAACAACCAAUCCAUGAUCUCAUCCCAAGCUCCAACAACCCAGGCGGAUUUGGUGGGCUUGAGCCAACCUUUAGCUGGACAGCCGCCAUUGGUUGGGCCAACUCCACUGGUCCCGAGCUCCCAACCCAGCAUCCCUAGUGGCGCUACAGUUGGCUCCAACCUUGGCCCAACUAGUCCUCCGAAAGCUGUGACCAGCAUGGCGCCGAUGCAACCAGUGACUUCAACGCCUAUUAUCGCUAAAAGCGAUUCUUUUUCCAAGCCCAGUUCUCUAGUGACAAGUCCCACUGAAGCGUUGGGAGUCGUGAGCCCACCACCCGUAGAAUGGGGUAUACCACAAGCACAGAGACUCAAGUACACUCAACUGUUCAAUGUAACUGAUCGCGCGAAGACCGGUUCUGUGUCCGGCGCUCAGGCUAGAGCUGUGAUGCUGCAGUCUAGACUUCCUCAGUUAACGUUGGCACAAAUUUGGGCAUUGGCUGACCUUGACUCUGACGGCAAGCUUGGCUGUGAGGAGUUCGUGCUAGCCAUGUAUCUGUGUGAGCGGGCCACACAGGGCGAGCCGGUGCCAGCGAAGCUGCCACCAGAAUUGAUACCACCGACCUUUAGACGCGAUUCAGUCUCAUCACAAACCAGUAUUAAAUCAUACGAAGAGAGAAGGAAGGAGAAUCUAGCGAGAGGUCAAGCUGAGUUGGAGAGGAGACGGUCGCAAUUGGCUGACGCGCAGAUGAAGGAGAAGGCGGAGAGGGAGCGCAAAGAGAGAGAAGAAGCAGAGAAGAAAGAGAAGUUGCGUCUGGAAGCACAGAAGAAAGAACAAGAGGAACUGUUGAGGAAACAGAAGGAAGAGCAAGAAAAACGAGAAGCCGCCAGGAAGGAGAUGGAGAGGCAGUGUCAGCUCGAGUGGGAAAUGAAACGAACCCGUGAACUUGAAGCGCUCCGCACGGAAGAGCAAUCUAAAGUACUGAGUCUCAAGUCCAGGUCUCAAGUACUUUCAGCAGAAUUGAAUUCCGUGACCCUCAGGAGUGGGAACCUGGCCAAGGACAUCAGAGACACCAGAACCGCCGUGGCCAGCGCGAAAUGCACCAUAGAUUCCAUGAGAUCAGAUCGCGACGCGUCUAUGGCUGAAAUGCAACAGCUCAAGGCGCGAGUCAAGGAACUGAACGCAAAACAGAUAGCGCUCAACAAGGAGAAGGCGGAGCUGGAUACAAAGAUCAAAGUGUCGGAUGGAGCCGACGACGGUAAUCUGAACAUGAUGGAGGCUAAUUUGAAACAACUGAGAGAUAAAGUGGACGCAGCCAAAGCUCUGGUCGAAUCUAAGAAGAACGACCUGGAAGCGAACCAGUCGCAGCUGAGCGAGCUGUCGGAGAAGGUGACGUCACUGGUGGACAAGUGCGAGUCGGUCUGGAAGCUGUACGAGACGAAGAGAGACGAGUACAUGAGCAGGAGCACUGCGCCCGCUGACUCCGCCUGGGGGAGUGAGGCUGACUGGGGCACAACCAACGAGGCGUGGGCGGAGCCGGCUACUAACGAGGCCUGGGGCGACGCUCCCGCUACCAACGCUGCGGAGGUGGUACCAUCUUCCACCACACCCGCCAGGUGGCGCUGCGUGUACGAGUUCACCGCGCGGACUGCGGACGAGCUCAGCCUACAGCCGGGAGACAUGGUGAGUGAGGCGGUGGCUCCGAGAGGGGACGCCGAGCCCGGGUGGCGCUGGGGGACUGCCCGGGGUCAGUCCGGCUGGUUCCCGGAGUCGUACGUGGAGGAUAUAAACGCUAUACAGGCGUACGCUGAGGUCAUUGAACCGCUGGAGACCAAGACGCAGCUCGAGGGUAUAGCCGAGGUCCCGGAAGCUGAGAUAUCAAAUGACCUGGGCGGAGCCGUGCCUGAUGUGGAGGGCGGCGACUUCUACAUAGCGGCGUAUCCUUACAACUCCACUGAACCCGGCGACCUGGUCUUCGAGGCUGGAGAGAGGAUAGAGGUCAUAAGGCGGGACGGGGACUGGUGGACCGGCAGGGUCGGGAUACGUACCGGGAUUUUCCCGUCGAACUACGUAACCAAGGACACAACGACCGGAAGUGACGUCAUGUCCAGUAUACCGGAAGCGAGGGAGCCGGAACCCGCUAGAGAGCUGCAAACGGUGUCCGAAGCCGUGCCGGAGAUCCAAGCGGAGCCCAAGGAGGCGCCCGUCGACUACAUACAGGAACAGAAGUCGUCCACGCCGAUAUCCUCGGAGGUGGCCUCUAUAACUGAGGCGGCGGGGGCGGGGGGAGCUGGGGGCGCGCGGCCCGCCUCCGCCGCCCGCAGGGACUCCGGCCGGGACUCCGCCACCAGGAGGAAGCACGAGGUGGCGCAGGCCCUCGCCAACUACACCGCCACAAGUUCGGAGCAGCUGUCGCUGGUGAAGGGUCAGCUGCUGGUGGUGAGGAAGAAGGCGGACAGCGGCUGGUGGGAGGGAGAGCUGCAAGCCAAGGGGCGGGCCAGGCAGAGCGGCUGGUUCCCCGCCACGUAUGUUAAGGUCCUGCAGUCCUCGGGACGCACUUCCGGUCGCACGACGCCCGUGAUGUCCAAGAUGGACGCCGUGCCGGCGGAAACUGUCAUAGAUAAAGUGAUCGCUCUGUACCCUUACACGGCUCAGAACGCGGACGAGCUCAGCUUCGACAAGGACGACAUCAUAGCGGUCACCGACAGGUCGCAGGACCCCGCCUGGUGGCAAGGUGAACUGCGCGGGAUGACUGGCCUCUUCCCAAGCAACUACGUCACCAAACUGGUUAACUGAACUAGUUUAGAGAUACCUUCGACAGAGGGCGCUUAACCAAAAUAUAUAACAAUAUUGUGUCUUAAGUAGUUCCCUAUAUUAGUGUUGAACUUCUACUAAUCAACAAUAGAUGGCGCUUUUGAUGAAUUUGCUUCAACGACUAAUAAAGGCUUAUAAUAACUAUUAAUUCUACCGAUAGAUGUCACCUGAAACAAACUUAUUUUUAAAUGCUUAGAUCGUUUCUUAUAAAUUUUAUUGACAUUCCAAAAUCACAGAUGGCGUUGAAGUGUUUUAUUCGGUUAAGAUAUUCAAUGUUUUAAUAAAUUUCGACUUCUAGUAUUGUUUGUGUUUGUAUUUAUUUUAUAUUAUAAUGUUUGUUCUCGGUUUUAGUACAAAUGUUGAGAUGUUGAACCUGUCACGUACUGUAGAUGUAUUAAAUGUUCAAAUCGC